CGGGCUCCAGCCCCGAGCCCGGCCCGGGCCCUGCCGGCGCCGCCUCCCGCGGGGCGGGGCCCGAGCGGCCGGGCCGGGCCGCGGCGGCGGAGGGCGGGCGGAGGGCGGCCGCUCCCGCUGCAAGAUGGCGGCGCAGAGGAGGAGUCUGCUGCAGAGUGAACAGCAGCCCAGCUGGACAGAUGACUUACCAUCCUGCCAUCUCUCUGGGGUGGGCUCAGCUCCAAACCGUUCCUACAGUGCAGAUGGCAAGGGGACAGAGGGUCACCCCUUGGAAGAUAACUGGUUAAAGUUCAGGAGUGAGAACAACUGCUACCUCUAUGGUGUCUUCAAUGGUUAUGAUGGCAACCGAGUCACCAACUUUGUGGGUCAGAGGCUGUCUGCAGAGCUGCUGCUGGGCCAGCUCCACGCAGACCACAGCGAUGCUGAUGUGCGUCGAGUGCUGCUGCAGGCUUUUGAUGUGGUGGAAAGAAGUUUCCUGGAGUCCAUUGAUGAUGCCUUAGCAGAGAAGGCCAGCCUGCAGUCUCAGCUACCAGAGGGUGUCCCUCACCACCAGCUCCCUCCUCAGUACCAGAAGAUUGUGGAGAGGUUGAAGGUUGUGGAGCAGGAGAUCUCUGGAGGAGCCAUGGCUAUUGUGGCUGUUGUUCUCAACAACAAACUCUACAUCGCCAAUGUGGGUACCAAUCGGGCACUGCUGUGCAAGUCCACGGUGGAUGGGCUGCAGGUGACUCAGCUCAACGUGGACCACACGACAGAGAAUGAAGAUGAACUUUUUCGCUUCUCUCAGCUGGGCUUGGAUGCAGGGAAAAUAAAACAAGUGGGAACUAUCCGUGGGCAGGAAAGCACUCGGCGCAUUGGAGAUUACAAAGUCAAGUACGGCUAUACCGAUAUUGAACUGCUCAGUGCUGCUAAAUCUAAGCCCAUCAUAGCAGAGCCUGAAAUCCACGGAGGGCACUCGCUGGAUGGGGUGACAGGCUUCUUGGUGCUCAUGUCUGAAGGGCUCUACAAAGCACUGGAGGCAGCUCAUGGGCCUGGGCAGGCCAACCAGGAAAUUGCAGCCAUGAUAGCCACAGAGUUUGCCAAGCAGACGUCACUGGAUGCUGUGGCACAAGCAGUGGUGGACCGGGUUAAGCGCAUUCACUGUGACACUUUUGCCAGUGGUGGGGAGCGGUCCAAGUUCUGUCCCCGUCACGAAGACAUGACACUGCUUGUGAGGAAUUUUGGGUACCCCCUGGGUGAGAUGAGCCAGCCCACGCUGACGCCAACGCAAGGAGGCCGUGUCUACCCAGUCUCUGUGCCAUAUUCCAGCUCCCAAAGCACAAGCAAGACAAGUGUCACGCUGUCUCUUGUCAUGCCUUCUCAAGGCCAGAUGGUCAAUGGUGCCCACAGCAGCUCAACUCUGGAUGAAGCCACUCCCACCCUCACUAACCAAAGCCCAACUGUGACGCUGCAGUCGACCAACACUCACACGCAGAGCAGCAGCUCGAGUUCAGAUGGAGGUCUCUUCCGCUCCCGCCCCACCCACUCGCUCCAGCCGGAUGAGGAUGGCCGUGUGGAGCCCUACGUGGAUUUUGCAGAGUUUUACCGGCUUUGGAACAUGGACCAUGGCGAGCAGGGAGCACUGACUGUGUCCUAACUUGUGUCUGCUUCCUGCAGACGCCUUGUGCUCGUCUGGGUGAGCAGAGACUGAGGCAAGGGUGAGAGUGUUCCACUGAGGGCUGCCUUCUGCCCAGAGCUAGCUCCUGUCCAGGAUGUGCUGCACACUGAGCAGGGGAUCUUGUGCACUACACACGUGUUGCCUGUGCCAUGCUCCCAAUCCUGCCCAGCCCUGGGAAGCCCUGUGAAUAGGGGAAGGGGUCUGGAAUGCAGCCCUCACUGCAGGUUUUUGCAAAUAAAGGUGUGGAGAGGGCUCCUUGUGGAUCCUGCAGGAUCAGGCCCGUCCGAAGGCUGCGUGUGUGCGCGUGUGUAGGUGUACACGUGUGUGCCUGCGUGUGUGUGUGUGUGCUGUCAUAAUGUUUCCACAACUCAAUUCAUAAUGCUGUGAUUCCAGUGUUCAACUCCAUAGAAGAUACCUCUAUUUUGCAGAAUAAAUAACUUAUAGCUACA
Molecule: messenger RNA, 2103 nt
Organism: Passer domesticus (house sparrow)
Lineage: Eukaryota; Metazoa; Chordata; Aves; Passeriformes; Passeridae
Gene: TAB1
Product: TGF-beta activated kinase 1 (MAP3K7) binding protein 1
Exons: 11
Coding region: 125-1633 (502 amino acids)
Biological process (GO): protein dephosphorylation
Cellular component (GO): cytosol
Molecular function (GO): protein serine/threonine phosphatase activity
Source: RefSeq, a predicted model, not a curated record